UUGUCCCACAACUCUUGCACUGGCCUCCAUAUUACUCACUUUAUGUAAACAUAGACUGUAAAGAUGCGCUGCUUUUUCAGUGUAUCUAUUUGAAACGCGUUGGGAUAGCGUAGCAGCCAGAAUAUUUAAUGUGGGUAAAUACACACCUGUUUUUCCCCCUAACGUUCACGUGGAGUUACGUAAAAUGUUCAGGAAUAAUUAUCAGGGUGGAGCUGUGGUUGAGAUCUUCAGCGGACAGGGAAAAGACCCUGUAGCAAAAUGGAAACUCUGUGGUGGGCCGUCGGCUAUAUACAAGGAGUAUAAUAAAGAAGUCAAAGGAUUUGUUUACUGCCUGGAGGGAAGCAGCCAGACAGUCAAGAUGCAAAUGCCAGAGAGUGUGAAAAUGUCUCUUGGGCUUCUGCAAAGAUUCUUGGUCCUUCAAGUGAAUAUUCCUCAGUGCAAAGACUUUUCUAUUGAGUUGGUGAUAACUGAUUCAGAGCACCUGAAAAGAAGACUUCAUUUAUCAACAGUGCAUAAAGAGUUGUCUGUCACAAUUUUACAUGCAAAGAUACCUUUUGUGGGAUUGAAACGGAAUAUUUGGUCUACUUUGUGCCUCGACCUUGAAUCCUUCACUGCUGAACUGUUUAAAGGAUUUUUGACACUGGAUGGCAUCACUUUGUUUGCGACCUGUAAAGUCCGCAGAAUCUUCACCAUGAAAACAGAGCCUACAGGAAUGUCAGAUACUGAUAUGUUUCUCAGUGGAGCUGGUCUCACGGACUUGAUCCCUCGUGGCUGCCAGUUCCCACCAGAUGUAAACCAUGUAACUCAGAUGUUUAACAUGGAGAAUUUGAAAAAGACAGAGAUGAGGACUGGCCUUGUGAAUUCUGACCGUGUUCGUGAUCAGUCUGGCACUGCCAGAUCAACCGGUUACCGACAAACCAGGCCCCAGGGUGUUUUACAAAUAGCCUCAGGCUCCAGGACUUCAGGACCACCUCCGCAAACUGGAAGAAAAAGCAGUGCAGCCUCAGACGGAAUAGAUAGAAAUGUACUCUUUAUCUUAAAUACGGGAUCCCCAUUCAGUAGAAGGAACCAAAAAGUCUCCACUGAAAGUCAGAGCAUUGCCAAACUGAGUGAGAAUUUAUCAGAUGGAGAGCCGUCCCUCAUUGUUCAUGGAGGAACACCUGGCGGGUUACAGCCUCAUCCGCCAACAGACAAGCAGGGAUCAAGGAAGCUGCGGGUCCUCAGUGCUGGGAGAGAGAGGCUAGCAUCAUCAGCCCAUUCAGAUGCUGCGCAUGGUCACCACAGACAGAGGAGUAAAACCAGGGAGAAGUGCACUCCUCCAUCCAGUUGCCGAGAGGGCAGGCAGCAACCUCUGAUCCUAACAAAAAAGACAAAACACCUAACAGCAGAUGAGGUCAUUGCUGCAGAGGAAAGUUCCAGAGCUGCUCUCAACUCAGCAGAGUGUCUCUCCUGCUCGAUCUGUCCAGGUUUGUCUUCUGACCUGCAGGUCUGGAGCAGCUGGGAGAGUAAUGAGGGGUCUGAGCCCCAACUCACUCUGCAAGAGGAGGUGUUCAUUUUCUCAUCCCAGCCUCACUCACCCAAACGAGGGCAAGGCCAGGGUGACCAGGAGAAGAUGGAGAUGGGAGAUGACCAGGUUCAGAGCAAGAGUAGGAGGCGGUAUGAGGCUCAGCCUGAAGAUGACUUUAUCGGCAGUGAAAGUGAUGAGGAUAAGAGCUAUGCCACGUUCCAGCAACAAAGAACUAGCAUCGAAUCCAACCCUGCUACUCCCAGAAAUCCUGAUCCAACUUUGAAUGUCCAUCCUGAAUCUCAUAAGAUGAACCAAACUUCGCUAAAAGAGCUUAGUCCAGCCACCACCAAUACUCAGUCUCCUUCCAUUGGGAGAGCUGAAGUAGCUGGGAUGGUCCCUACACGCUGCCUCUCUCCCAGUGCGAGACUGAGCAGACUGGAACACAAGUGUGGCCCGUGUGGAUCAGAGGUAAUGAAACAGGUUCUGGAUGGGAACAGCAGUGUAACACUUUCUAGGAGACUCCUGAAAAAAGUCAAAUUGGCUGACUCCCCGCAGCACAAGGAAGAAGAAGAUGAGAAACUGGAGCCUGUUGAUUCCAGUCAUUACGACUCACACCUGCUUGGCAGUCUAAGGAUGCAUGGGGAUGAUGAUGAGGAGCUCCGAAUGCUGGCAAGCCUAAAAAGGGAGCAGGAGGAAGAUGAGUGUAGAGCCUCGGGCCUCAGUGCAUCUCAGAUCCACCAGUGUAAUGUCAGCAUCAGUAUGAGCAGUGACGACGCCUCGACAUGGACCCACAUCUCCAUGCCAGCUAAUCAGGGUCACCACUACCAAAAUGAAAUAAACCCCCUCCUACACUCAAAUCCCAGGGAGUGGAUGGACGUGCUCAGCCCUCCUAUUAUGCCUCCCAGCCAGCGGAGAAGGUCAGGGAAUACAUGGAACAACAGGGAAUAUCAAGUCGAAGGAGAGGAUGAGCCUGUGAAUGAAGAGGGGAACAAGGACGAGUAUUUGAAUCUGCUUUAUGAUCCUUGCCUGAACUGCUACUUCGAUCCAAAGACGGGGAAGUACUAUGAACUAGCUUGACUCGAAGCUCAAGAGAAUCAGAAUUAAUAAAUUACAUGUCAUUGACUGUGGAUAAAUGGCUUCAGGAUUUUUUUUUUUUUUUUUUAGGCCUAGCUUAUUGAUCAGUAGUGAAUAUCCUACUCACAAAAACCUUUUCAUGCUUUUUUGGGGGAACUAACAGGAGCUUUGCAUCACUAUAAGUAGUGUCAUGUUAAGGGAGAUAGACUCAAUAAAUCAGAUACAAGCUUUUUGCAAGAAUUGAAGUAGCUGCCCAUUCACCAGCACAUCUGAUGGUAAAACGUCUUUUCAGUCUUAGCUAUCAAAUUAAUAUGAAAGCCCUCUGAUAGAACAUCCUAGAACUUCUUUUCAUUAAAAGUAUGACAUUGACAUAAUUUUUUUACAGUAUGAGGCCGUUUUGUUCUUUAUGAUAAUUUAAUCAUUGAUGCAUGUGUAUAUACCGUAUUGUUUUAAUUAAAUUUGAAUUGAAACAGCAGUCGUUCUGAUUUCUUCCUGUGUUUACCUCAGUUUUAAUUAAUUGCAGCAGG
Seriola aureovittata is the source of this 3108-nucleotide messenger RNA. RefSeq names its product CFAP20 domain containing (gene cfap20dc). NCBI's taxonomy places the organism in Eukaryota, Metazoa, Chordata, Actinopteri, Carangiformes, Carangidae. The coding region runs from base 185 to 2584 and encodes 799 amino acids. The record is from RefSeq and is a predicted model, not a curated record. The transcript is spliced from 17 exons.